Molecule: messenger RNA, 11942 nt
Organism: Antechinus flavipes (yellow-footed antechinus)
Lineage: Eukaryota; Metazoa; Chordata; Mammalia; Dasyuromorphia; Dasyuridae
Gene: NPRL3
Product: NPR3 like, GATOR1 complex subunit
Exons: 14
Coding region: 607-2307 (566 amino acids)
Biological process (GO): TORC1 signaling; positive regulation of autophagy; negative regulation of TORC1 signaling
Cellular component (GO): GATOR1 complex
Source: RefSeq, a predicted model, not a curated record
UCCGGAUGUGAUGCCUGUGUACCCUGAGAGGGCAAGUUGAUGUUUCCGCCUCCGCGGCCCCGGGUCGGCGGGGGGAGGGGCGGGUUUCCUCGCCUCCUACUCCCGAAUCCGAGAUUCCGUCUUUCCUGAGGGUCUCUGUUACUUUCCAUCUCCUCUGAAUCCCACCUCUCCACCGAUCCCUACCCAGCGCCAUUAGUUCCCCUCAAUCCUUCAGCCCCGGUCUAAGUUCCGUCCUCGCUCCCAGGCCUACUUUCCCUCCAGGAAGGUCCUCAGCCUGAGGAGCCCCACGCCCCUAGACCUCCUGCAUCUGUCUCUUUCCAGCCUGGAUUCUUCCCUCUUCCACUCUCCAAGUGAUCAACCUCCGAGAUCCAGCCCCACCUCUUCUCACACCGAACCCCUGAUUUCCCCCUUCCAUUAUCUUCAAGCUCUAACCCUCCUCCCCCAAAUUCUUAGCAUCCAAGAGACCCGGUUCUAGUCACCCCAAGAUCUCACGCUCCUACUCAUCAUACUCAAGCCCUUUCUGCCUCUCCAAAUCCCGGCCUCUUACAUUCCCUAAACCUGGUGUCCUCGUGCCUCCCUUCCCCUCCCCCUUUCCCUCGAUCCAGGAUGGGGGACAAUACCAGCCCCAUCAGUGUGAUCCUGGUUAGUUCAGGGAGCAGGGGCAAUAAGUUACUUUUCAGAUACCCAUUUCAGAGAAACCAGGAACACCCCGCAUCCCAGACAAAUAAGCCACGUAGCCGAUAUGCUGUUAAUAACACAGGAGAUAAUACAGAUGACCAAGAUGGAGAUUCCAGAUUUUCAGAUGUAAUUCUAGCAACGAUUUUGGCAACUAAGUCUGAUAUGUGUGGUCAGAAAUUUGAGUUGAAGAUUGAUAACGUGCGAUUUGUUGGUCAUCCUACACUUCUGCAGCAUGCUCUGGGACAGGUAUCCAAAACAGAUCCAUCUCCAAAAAGAGAAAUGCCUACAAUGAUUCUCUUUAAUGUGGUAUUUGCAUUAAGGGCCAAUGCAGAUCCUUCCGUGAUAAACUGCUUGCAUAACCUAUCACGUCGAAUUGCCAUCGUGUUGCAGCACGAAGAAAGACGCUGCCAGUACCUGACCAGGGAGGCUAAGCUGAUCUUAGCCAUUCAGGAUGAAGUGUCUGCCAUGUCUGACAGUCCACAGUCUCCAUUUCAUCACAUUCUUCCCAAGUGUAAGUUGGCCAGAGAUCUCAAAGAAGCUUAUGACAGCCUCUGUACCACUGGUGUGGUACGAUUACACAUCAAUAAUUGGCUGGAAGUGAGUUUCUGCCUGCCUCAUAAAAUCCAUUAUGUCGCAACAAAUUUUAUACCUCCUGAAGCCAUUGAAAAGAGCCUGAAAGCUAUCCGACCUUACCAUGCCUUACUGCUGCUCAAUGAUGAGAAGUCCCUACUCAAUGAACUCCCAUUAGACUGUUCCCCUGCCCUCGUGAGAGUGAUUAAGACCACCUCUGCUGUGAAGAAUCUGCAGCAACUUGCUCAGGAUGCUGAUCUGGCAUUGCUGCAGGUUUUCCAGCUUGCUGCUCACUUGGUAUACUGGGGCAAGGCCAUCAUCAUCUACCCAUUGUGUGAGAACAACGUCUACAUGCUGUCUCCUAAUGCCAGUGUGUGCCUAUAUUCUCCACUGGCUGAUCAGUUUUCUCGGCAGUUCCCUGCUCACGAUUUGCCAUCUGUUCUUGCCAAAUUUUCUUUGCCAGUUUCCUUAUCAGAAUUCAAGAGUCCUCUUGCUCCACCAGUGCAGGAGACACAACUCAUCCAGAUGGUGAUCUGGAUGCUUCAGCAUAGACUUCUGAUCCAACUGCACACAUAUGUUUGCCUGAUGGUGCCCCCCAGUGAAGAAGAGAGUCGAACACGAGAGGAAGAUGUUCCCUUCACCGCCCGCGUUGGAGGCCGGAGCCUUAGCACGCCCAAUGCCCUGAGCUUUGGCUCACCAACCAGCAGUGACGACAUGACUCUCACAAGUCCCAGCAUGGAGAACUCCAGUGCUGAGCUGCUCCCCAGUGGAGACUCACCACUGAAUAAAAGGAUGACUGAGAAUCUCUUGGCCAGUUUGUCAGAGCAUGAGCGGGAAGCCAUCCUCAGUGUCCCUGCUGCUCAGAAUCCUGAAGAUCUCCGCAUGUUUGCCAGGCUAUUACAUUAUUUCCGGGGACGACAUCACCUGGAGGAGAUCAUGUACAAUGAAAAUAUGCGACGAUCCCAACUGCUGAUGCUCUUUGACAAGUUCCGAAGUGUAUUGGUGGUCACCAACCAUGAGGACCCUGUUAUCUCAGUUUUCCAGUCUCUUCUAAAAUGAGUGGGAAGUUUGCCCCCUGUUCAGAGAAGCACUUACCCUGGAGAAUUCAGGCCACCACAGAUCGGAGGGGAUGGGAGGUACCCCACAAACCAUGACUGGUUUUCCCUCAGGCUCUAAGUUGGCCUUUCCUGUUGUUUCUUCUUUCAAGAAGUACACUAUUAGGGGGAUUUAAAGAUCUGCUUACUUAGAUUUUGAAUUCUGGAUGUAGGUGAAGGAAGAUGUAUUUGGGGGCUCACUUAAGCUUGAGAAAAAUGCCCUGUAAUAACAUGACUUUAACUCCUAUGCUGGCUUUCUAAUCUAGAAUCAAUUACAGACUCUGGCUCAGCUUGAGCCUGCUGCUAGACUUGGCAUGGAGAGUCACUCUAGCCACAAGCCCUUCUUCUUAAUCAGCUAUUCCUGGACCUUUGCCCAUCCUAGCUACUUGUUAGUUAUCAAUCUGGGGUCAGUGGGGUGGGGGAAACUGAGAGAUCUUCCUUUUUUCCUGCUUGAGUAGCCUCUGAUUUUUGUCAGGUUCUCUUAAAGACUAAUCUUCCCAACUCAACCAUGAUUUAGACUUCACAGCUAAGGGACCACUGAGAAUGUGAUAGGAAAAUAGAAGAGCCAGGAGGCAGCUUUUUAGCUGCUCUAUCUCAUGUCUUUCUCCUACUCCUUAUAAUUAUCAUUCAGCUUCUCCAAGAAGCUCACCCUUAAAGGGGGAUACAGCCCCUUGAUUCAGUUCUUCCUUCCCCCUACCUUUAUUCUCAUAAAAAAAAAAAAAAAAUAAAGAAAACAGACUCUUUCUCUGCAGAGUGACCUGAAUACCUUGACAAUGAGAGAUUGCAGCUGGCCAGAAGAUUAGUAAGCAGCAACACUAAAGCAAUGGGAAAACGUUUUAUUUUCCUCAGCUGUAAAAUGAGGAGGACUAAAGGGUGGUCAGAAGGAUAAAGUUUCAUCUAGUGCAAAAGGUCUGGUUCUGAAACCCCACACUAGCAUUACAGUGGCGCAGACAGAAAUCCUCCCUUUAGUCUGAAGAGGUCAAAUUUUGGAAAAGUCCAGCUUCCAUGUGAGUUUUAAGCAUAAUACCUUCUUUGUAGUCAGCCUCCCACAGAAUUCUUUAUCUAUACCAUCUGUGAGGCCAGCAGGGCAGUUUUCAAGAGGCCUUAUUCCCCUGCCCACUCACCCAAGGCCUCAGCCUCCAGCCCUGAGGUUAUAGGUCUGGCCCUGGAACUCACCAACCCCAAGUUAUUUUCCCAGGAAAUAAAGCCACCUGGAGCCCCAGGCAGCCCCUGAUUAUUGGGGAAAGCAAUGGCUAAAAGAUUUCCAGUGUGUUUCAGCCGCAUGUCAUCUACCAUUGGGCUAACCUUAUCAGGCUAAUGGAGUAGUUGAGCUGAUCAAAAGAUGGUUCUUUCCCAGCACCUUUCCAAAUAAAGGGAACUCUACAGAAAUAUGUCUCCCCUCAUAGGGAACAGAAAAGCAGGUGCUAUGUCUCCCUAGUGCCUUGGAAUUUAGACUAGGGUUUCUGGGAUCACGUGCCCCUUUGUUGAUGAGCACUGGCUAUUCAUGUGAAUCCGAUUUAAAAAAAAAAAAAAAAGGCAGGCAAUCUUUGCUGGGACAUGGGAGAAGAGGAUCUCUUCUGAAUAUUAAGAUACUCAGGGGAUUAGAACCUCUCUUUUUUGAUACUUCCCUGAGUAGAAAAGUAGGAGUGCUAUACUCAGAAAGCUUGGAUCUGAAUUCAAGCUUUAUCACCAUCUCAUGGGUGUGAAUUCCAAGCAAGUCACUUCUCUUCCCUUCUUCCCUUCUUCCAAUUCUAAAUCCUAUGAUCCUUAAUGGCUUCUCCUCUCAGAGUCCUACUUCCUCAUGUAUAAAAUUAGGAUGAUGCUGGUAGGGCUAUUGAGGCAAGUACUAUCUUCAUGCAGCCCAGAGUAUUGUGUCAUGUUAAUACCAGCAGGGAUGGGACUAGGAUGGGAAUUCACACCCUCUGAUGGACUGUGCCUUAUCUGGAACAUAACUUAGAUCUCCUCCUCACUUCCCCUACCCCCACAGUCCUAAUUUCUAAUUUAUCAUUCCCAGGCUCCUCUUACCCCCUCCUCCCUGAAGGCCCCUUCCUGCUUCCUCAAGGGUAUCCCUCUGGGUUUGCCCACUUGCCAAGAACUAAAGGGGUCACAUAUGAAAAGUAGAAAGGUACAAACCCCAACCUAUAACAGGGGGGAGGGGAAACAAACAAUGGCCAUGUCAAAAUACCUUUUGUUUUCAACUAAAUCAGAACCUCUAUUCAUACUGUCCCAUAAACUUACAAACACCCUCCUACUUGGCUGCCCUGACAGGCUGAGAGUCUCCUGAUAGAGGACACAGCCCCUAGGGGACAGUCAGGCAGGUUGAGUUCAAGGGAGCUUUCACGUUCAAUUCAGCCUCUGGCUGACAAAUUUGAGCUGCUCGAGAACAGGAUAUUCCUGCCCCUCCACCCCUGUGACUCACUGUCCUAUCCUCCUUUCCCCAGCAUCAGCCUCCUGUGGGGGCCCAGUACCUCUGCCCCACAGUAGACUGUGCUUCCCUUUUACUUGUUCAGAAAAAGUCAGGGUGAAACAUCUAGCAAAGCUAAAAUCUAUUGGGAAACUCGUAGUGAGUGAAUUCUAACUGGUACGGACUGGAAAGUAUAGCAAGGACCUGGUGAUCUUGGCCCGGAUGCAUCUGUAAACACCCCCUCUGCAGCUGGUUUUCAAAAAAUGUAAAGAUACAAUCGUGGCCAACAGCCUUGAAAUUCUAGCUCCUUUGUAAAUAUUUCAGCAGUUCCUCAACUACUUGUUCACAUCCAAGUUUGUCCAGCAGUGGCAGAGCAUCAAAGAGCAGUGCCCGGCCUGGCAGGCUGAAAAGUCAGACUUAGGGUAUCAACAUCACCUCACUUCCUGAUGGAGCCGUGCUCCUCUCCAUGGGGGACAUUUCCUAUCUGCAGAACACAUCUAUUGAUGAAUCCUCUAUAAAUCUUAACCGGCUAGGACAGUUUUCUGUUUAUCAGUUUCCCAUCCCCAAAGCUGGGGACCUCCUAAAAAAAGAGAAGGCAGAAAUGGAGGUCCAAGAAAUGGGAAUCUUGCCCAUUAUCAUGCAAGUAAGCCAUAUUUACUUUGUUCCUUCAGUGAACUCUUCAAAACAGAUCCCAAAUACCCUAUCAAUCAACUUUCUUGUCUCUGUUAAUGACACCACUUAACAUUCUCUCAAAUUCCCAAAUCCAAGAAUCACAAUUCCUCUCCUAUAGCCAAGUUUUCUCAAAUCUCAUGAUCUACUCCUCCUCAUAACAUGACAAGUGGCCAUCAAUAUUUUCUUGAAGUUCUCCAAAAGGAGAAGCCAUUUCUAAGGUAGCUACUUUUACUAGUAGAGCUACUGCAUAGCUCUAAUUGUGAGGAAAUGUCUCCUUACAUCAAAUUCAAAUCUCUUAACUUUCCAAGUUUUCAAACUCCUAGUUUUGCCUUCUAGGGUACAACAGAAUAAGUAGACUCUUUCCAUGUAUCUCUAAAUAUUUGAGGAUAGGCAUCAUGGUCCACUCUUAAGUCUCAUCUAGGAUCAACAUCCCUAGUUUCCACAAACAAAUCUUCACCCUUAAGGUUGCACCUGGAUACUCUCCCACUUAUGAAUAAAAUGUCUUUUGUAUCUCGGGCUUGUAAAGUGAAUUUAAAAAAAAAAUCUCAUAAAUCUCUAAUCUUUACCAUUACACUCUCACUUACUGAGGUCUUCAUUUCCUCUUGUCUGGACUUUUGUAAUAGCUCCCCAACUUGUCUCCCUUCCACUAGUGUCUCACUAUCUAAUCCAUCUUAAUGAGCCAGCCACUCUGAUCAUCUUGCUCCUCAAUUCAAACAUCUUCAGUGGCUCCUUAUUUCAAGUUUAAGAUGCUCCGUCUGAUCCUACCCUACUUAGGUCAAUAAAUUAAGCCCCUCUAAAAUGAAAGGCAUAGUACCACGAGGCUAUAAAGAGCAAAGUAAAAAACACCCCCAAGGAGCUUGAUUUCUCCUGAAGGAAUACAACUCAUGCACAAAGUAAAUACAAAUAACAAAAGAGAACACGGUUACUCUGGGGAGAGAGAAGGCUUCACAAAGGAGAUGUACAGACUUUGCUUCAGCCACUCUGCCACUGAAUAUAUGAUUCCAUUCCUGCCAAUUAGGUGGUCUCAUAAUCUCAUCAAUACACAACUCGUUCCCCCCUCCCCCCCUUUUUUUUAGUCUUUGGUCUGGUCUCACUAUUUCCCUACUCUCCCCACUUUGUUUGCAUAUCCAAAAGUUGCAGAACCAUAUCUUGCCCUGACCAAGGGCCAGCUGCCAAUGCCACGCCUUCUAUCUAAUUUGCAACCAGAAAGAAUAUACACUUAUUCCCAGAACCUUCUCAGGCCAGGGGGCUCACUGGUGGUGAAGGAUCUGGGAUUCUGAUCCUUCAGCUGUUCUGGGGUAGACUCCAUGGACCAUCUUAGAAAAUGAGCUAAUGAAAGCCAUAAAAGCGAGGCCUCCUGAGGAACAGAGACUGCUUCUUGGGAUCAAUCCAUUCAUAGGGGCCUGGCCCAAAACAUCCUUUGCACUGUACAGUGUUCGAGGAGCCUAUCAGCCAAUCUCUAUGUCUACUAUCACAAUAUACUAGGUCCAGCCUGCUAAGAAGCCAAAAAGCUAUGGCCCUUGGUGCUAUACAGCUAAGUUGUCAAUGCAGAUUCUCCCUUUUGGUGUUACUCUUUUUAAUCUAUGAGUAAACAAAACAUGCUGUACCAUUUCUGGCAGUAUUUCAAACCAGAGCUCUGUAGCUUUGGCCUAAUCAUUCUCGAGCAAAAAGAUAAUUAGUAAUCAUCGAGGUCAUUUUUUAAUCACCAUUAGAGACUUUGUGAUUCUUCCCCUAUAGGGUUCAAGGGUCCUCUACCUUCUUCUGGACCCUCAGAAGAUGCCUGGAAAGAGGGGUGAAUCUACCCAUUGAACAGAGAGGGAGCCCAAGGCCUAAAGAAGUCAAGAGAGAUGUCUUUGCUAAGGUCAUGUAGCAUUCAUUUAAAACCUUCCACAAUAAAAGCUACUCACAUUCCUAUGGUGUUUUAUAGUUUACAAAGCACUUUCUUACAAGAAGGAAAUAAUACAACUAUUAUCUUUAUUACGGUGAGGAAACUGAGACUCAGAAAAGUAACAGGGCUUACCAAAAAGUUUACCACUCUGCUUGUAAAGUGUGCAGCAGAGUCAGGAGUGACCCUGGCAUUCGGAUACUAAAGCAGGUCUUCCUUCUAGCACAGCUAUUGUCAUUCUCAAAUAAAUGUCUGAUAGCCACUCUUAUCAGAUGGACUUUGGUGCCUUUCUCCCUCUGUCUCUUGCAAGAAAUAUAAGGGAGAAGAAACUAACAUUCACAUUUACCCACCAAGGCUAUUCUUAGAUGGUAGUUUCUCCAACCCUUUGAUUUUUAAAGGUAGAAAACACGUUAGCAUGGAAAGGAAUGAACUGUAUUAUUCUAGAAAGAGUAACAGGCUCAUGAAGAAAAAAAUGACUUAUCUGAGGAGAUCCCAGAAAUGAUCAGUAUCUGGACCAAGACUCCUGGCCCAGGAUUAUCCUUUAGAUUAUCCUGUCUGAUUUCUUCUAGAUCCUGAAGUUUGAUACCUUCUACUUUAGACCUAAGGGCAACAGGGAAACUAAGAUAUUACCCCAGAAAUUUUGUCCAAGGACAGAAAGUUCUACUGGAAGACAGAUGGGUCUUGAUGAAGACCUUAGCUCAAUGGGAAAACCCAAAACUAUUUUCUGAAUCUACCCAGAUAAAAUAAAAAUUACAGCAAACAUCACAAAGAAGAGGGUGAGAGUGGGUCAAAAGAAGCACAGGAAUGGAAAGGGGGCGAGAGAAAGACUGACCUGGGUAUGCCCCUAUCUUCUUCAAUCCUUCCCUGUACAAUCAUCUGUACAGGUACUGUUAGAAUCAGUGUCCUUCAUGGCUCUUUUCAACAAUGAGAUGAUUCAGGCUAGUUCCAAUGGUCUUGUGAUGGAGAGAGCAGACUGUGGGAACUGAUUGUGGAUGCCAACAUAGCAUUUUCACUUCUUUUGUUGUUUGCUUGAAUUUUGUUUUCUUAUUUUUUUUCCUUUUUGGUAUUUUUCUUGUUCAGCAAGAUAAUUGUAUAAAUAUAAAUGCAUAUGUUGGAUUUAACCUAUUUUAACAUGUUUAACAUAUAUUGGAUUACUUGCCAUCUAGGGGAGGAGGGUAGGGGGAAGAAGGAGAAAUUUUGUAUCACAAAUUUUAUAAGGAUCAAUGUUGAGAAAUUAUCCAUGCAUAUAUUUUUAAAAUAAAAAGCUUUAAUUAAAAAAAAAAAACAAAGAAAAAGAAUCAGUGUCUUUGGAGACUUCACUAUUUACAGCAUUUGUCCCUCUCCUUUAAUCUGAAGGUUAGGGAAAAACAAAACAAAACACGGAAAGUCAGUGGCUUAUGGGACAAUGGGACCUCACCUCCUCUUCCGUAGAUAUCUAGAAUUUAACAUGUCCAAAACUUAACUCUUUCCCCUAAAACUUGCUACUAUUCUAAACUAACUUAAUUACUGUUGAGUUCCCAGAACCUCAGGCUUGAAAUUUAGAUGUCAUUCUCAACUCCUUACUCUUGCUUCCCAUAUCCAAUGAACUAGCCAACUUUUACUGAUUUUAUAUUUUUAAUAUUUCCCAAAUUUGACCCUCUUUUCUUCCCUGACACUGCCAUCACCCUCAGGCAGAUCCUCAUUACCUCACACUUAGAUUAUUGUAAUAGUAACUGCUGAGUCUACCUGCCUCAAGUCCCUCCUCAUCCCAGUCUAUUCUCCACUCAGCUGUUGAUUGGUCUUCCUCAAGUUCAAACCUGAUUAUAUCAUCCCUCUCUAUUCAAUAUAUAGGCAGCCACAUGGCAUUGUGGAUAGAGCACCAGGUCUGGAGGCAGGAAGACUAAUCUUCCUGACUUCAAAUCCAGCCUCAGACACUUACUAGCUGUGUGACUGGGUAGGUCGCUUAAUCCUGUUUGUCUCAGUUUCCUCAUGUGUCAAAUGAGCUGGGGAAGGAAAUGGCAAACCCCUCCAGUAUCUCUACCAAGAAAACCCCAGAUGGGGUCAGGGAAAGUUGAAGACCACUGAAAACAAUUGAACAAUAAAAAUUCAUUAAACUCUAGUGGCUUCCUAGCUCCUUCAAGAUCAAAUACAAAGUGCUCUGUUUGGGACUCAAAACCUUUCAUUACCUGGCCCUCUUCUACCUUUUCAGCCUUCUUACACUUUCUGUUCUACCAUAUUCUCGGUGAUCCAGGGCCACUGGCUUUCCUGUUGCUCUUUAUACAAAACAACUCUAACUCCAGCAUUUCUACUGGCUGUUUCUCAUGCCUAGAAUAUUUUCGUUCCUCAUCUCUACUUUCCAGCUUGCCUGGCUUCUUUCCAGUCCCAGCUAAAGGUUCAUCAUCUUUUUGUUAUUGAAGUUUUUUAUUUUCAAAACAUAAUAUGAAUAUUUUUCAACAUUCACUCUUGAAAAACCAUGUUCCAAUUUUUUUUCUCCUUUCCUUCGCCUCUACCUUCUUCCCUAGAUGGCAAGUAAUCCAAUAUGUGUUAGUCAUGAGUAAUUAUGUAUUUCCACAAUUAUGCUGCACAAGAAAAAUAGCAAAAAGGGAAAAAAUGAGAAAAACAAAAUAUAAUCAAACAACAAAAAAAGUGAAAAAAGGUUGUGUUCCACCUUCAGUUCCCACAGUCCUCUCUUUGUAUGCAGUUGGCUCUCCCCAUCACAAGAUCACUGGAACUGGGUUGAAUCACCUUGCUCUUGCAAAGAGCAGAAUUGUCAGAAUUGAUCAUCUUAAUAAUCUAUAUAUGUGUGUAUAUACAUAAACACAUUCAUGUUUGGAUAGCUAAGUUAUGUAUAGCAUAAACAUAUAUAUGUUUGUCUGUGGCUAUAUAGUUGUUUUCAGGUUAUUUUCCUCAUUAAACUGUUAAAGAUAGUUGGCCUUUGUGUCCCCUGCACUUAGCACAGCGUCUCAUAUCUUCUGUGCCUAUGAGAAGAAAGCAGAAUAUCUUUACCAACAGAAAGCACUUCUUAAAUCUUGCUUGAUUAAGUGCUGGCAUUCUGGCUCCAUAGCUCAUUAGUAGCUUUGUGAAUGGAUAAGGUUCUCUGGAACUCUUUAAAGUGAAGAUAAUAAGCCCUGCCUUGUUUAUAUCACAGGGUUGUUUUAAGGUUCAAAUUAAAAUGUACUUGAAAGUGCCAUGAAAAUGGCAAUGUGCUAGAAAUUGUAAUGCAUUAUAUAAGCUGCACAAUAUCAUACAGCUGUGAGGGAAAAGGUAUUAACAUAGUAAUAGUAUGUGCCAUGAGAGGUUGAGGACUAACACAAGCAAGUUCGUUUAGACUGAAAUAGUGUCAAGAGCUAAAGAUUGUCUCUAGAACAGGAGAAAAAGAAACUGCAGGUGAACUGUCUCUGAAAGCUUUUCAAUGCCUAUCUUUGGCAGAGGUAACUGUGAACAACUUAGUCUAGGAAGGAAGGGAUCGGGGAUCUCAGGGUCUCUAAAGGGGGGGGGGGGAGGAAGCUGCAGGAGGUGGACAGAGAAGAGGAUCGCAGAAUCUAAUUAACAAUUAGGAACUAUCAAUGUGAUGAGCUCUGAAGAGGAAGAACUCAAAAGCUGGGGGCCUGAAUGAGAACCCAGAAUUGGUCGAGAGCCAUGCAUGAGAAGAACGUUUAUAACAUGUGUCUGACAAAAGGCCCUUAGCCAUCCCGGAAAACAGCUUUGGGAAGAGUCAGUGUAACUGAAAGCGCCUUUAAGAAGCCCAUUGUACUCGCCUAAGGGCUCUGGGGCCCACCCGUCUUUGGCUCUUCCAGUUCUUGUGGGUUUGAGGGUUUGAGGCGCCCAGACCACACACAGAGAGCUCAUGAAUAUUGCCCGAUGCACAGGUGCUGGGGAGCCAAAGUGCUGACGAGACAACUUUCUUUCCUUUCAAAGAUUGGGCUCUUUCAUUCUAAGCCCCAAGAAGAAAACUGGGUGUUUUCUUUCUCAAACAGAAGACAAAAUUAGGAGCUAGCAGGGUCCCAUGUAUAAACUUUUCCAAUCUCAAGGUUACAACUCCCUUGACUUUCUUUCAUACUAGCUCUCUUAAGGGAGACGUAUAAAUACAUUAAUACUUUCUACCCAUUAUUUCAUUUGAUCCUCAUUAUAAUUCUGUGGGGGGAAAGCUCCAUAUUUCAAAAGAGAAAAUUGACUAUCAAAAAAACGGGCAAAUUGGGCUUUCCCCCAGGUUGUCAGAUCCUGUAUCUAGUGUUCUUUUCUGUUGCAGAUUAUUAUCUUCUUCCUACCAGGCAAAGGAUCUGGACUGAAGUCUUAUUUAGGCUAUUAACUACAGAUGUGAUCCUUUAUAAGUCAACUUCUCUGGGCCUCUGUUUCCUCCUUUGUAAAUUAGGAACUGUAAAAAAAGGAAUUGGAAGAGAUUGAGGGUUCUCAAUCCUUGGGCUAAAGACUCUUGUGGGGGUGAAGGGAUAGAAGUGUAGACUACAGAGUUACUGAAAGGGUGUUGGGAUUCAUAAAACAUUCAUUUUAGAAUAUACAUAGCUCUAAUAAAAUAUGCAACAUACCGUGGUAUAAUAAAUAACAUUCUUUUCUGUAGCCUGAAUCUCAAUCAUAUUACUACUUUUAAAUGAAUGUAGAUGGCCUUGUGAUUAAAUAAAAUAAAAAAGUAUUACCAAAUUCA